AUGGAUGACGUCCUCGAACAUUGGGGCAACAUCCGAACGAGUCAAUGGUCACAUGAUGCACAACGACAUGUCGAUGAGUUCAUGGAUUGUGCCCAUGGAGAAGGAUGGGAAGACGAAUUCUUCCAAGCACUACGAGAAAGAAGAUCAGCUAUGGAAGAAGUCCAGUCAAGUGUCCAACCAGAACCCCAACCAGAUACAAAUGUCAACAGUGGAUUUAUGCUGCAAUUCGAAGCAGCAGAAGUCCAGCAUAUCAUCUACAUUGAAUCAGACCCAUCAGAAGCAGGCAGCAGUGAUGACAAUGAUGACGAUGACCACAUCGAUGAUGACCAAAGCAUCAGAUAUAGCAGCGACAUAUCCGACAUCCUCAGAAACCCAGACAAAUACAGAGUUACAAUGCCCGGAGUUCCUAGACCUAUGGAACAAAAUAAUGAAGAAUAUGAGUACAGGGACAGACCUUUUAGCCCUGUGGGAAGAGGAAGUAAUGAAGAGGGAUCUGGAAAUGACGGAGAUGGAAUCGACUGA
Paraglomus brasilianum is the source of this 522-nucleotide messenger RNA. The record is from the annotation of a GenBank genome assembly. Lineage: Eukaryota; Fungi; Glomeromycota; Glomeromycetes; Paraglomerales; Paraglomeraceae.